AUGUUUCAUCAAAGAAAGAUUAAUCUGGACCUGCUGCAGGCCUUCUACCGCUCUUCAGUGGAUAGCGUGAUCUCCUACUGCCUGGGUGUGGGGUAUGGAGGGACCACAACUGAGAACCAACUGCCUUCAGGGACUCCUGUUACAAGCUGUGAUUCAUGUCAUGAUGAAGCCACCUGCUUGGAGUCACGAGAAAGAGGUGACACCUUCACCGGUCACGCCCUCUCUUGUGUCUGUAAAGGUGGUUUUGUAGGUGAUGGCCUCACUUGCUAUGACCCAAAAGUUUGCAGUGACUCUUCUUGCUGUGACCAAGGUUACCACUGGUCCUCAGAGAAGGGCUGUGUGGACACUGAUGAGUGUUCCCUCCCAAACUCACCGUGUACACCACCUCAGAUUUGUCACAACAAACCGGGAUCAUAUGAAUGUCUGGAGACUUCCUCCAAGAGCAGAUCAGCUGUUUCUUCCCAAUCUGUCCUGUUCUACUGUAGAAACACAGUUUGUCCUUCAGGCAUGGACUGCAUCAACUCCCAAUGUGUGGACCCCUGUCAGAACUACACAACACUGAAUGAUGACUGGCGUUCAACAAAUAACACAAAUACUGAGGUCCUACACUGUGAUCAAAAUAUAAACUGGGAAGGCUGGUAUCGCCUGUUUCUGGACCAAACCAGUGCUCGUAUUCCAGAGAGGUGUGUGGAAUCAAACAGGUGUGGAACCCAUGCGCCUUUGUGGAUAACACAACCUCAUCCCACAGGGUCAGGUGAAAUUGUAAAUCGCACUGUGUGCAAUGUUUGGAGUGGCAGCUGCUGCUAUUUUCAGUCACACACCAUCCAUGUCAAACUUUGCUAUGGAAACUACUAUGUCUACAAACUUGUGAAGCCAUUUAUGUGCAACCUUGCAUACUGUGCAGAGGUGAACACAACUACACCGGUUUCACCUACCACAACACCAGUGGGAAACAGCACAGCAGCCGAGGGGGAGGUCCGUCUGGUUAAUGGAAACAGCUCCUGCUCUGGCAGGGUGGAGAUCUUCCACAGUGGACAGUGGGGGACAGUGUGUGACGAUGCCUGGGGCCUGGUGGAUGCUCAGGUGGUGUGCAGACAGCUGGGCUGUGGCAGGGUCCUCUCAGCACCAACAAACGCACAAUUUGGACAGGGCAACGGACCCAUCUGGUUGGAUGAUGUCGCAUGCACAGGCAACGAAUCAAAACUCUCCGAGUGUCACCACAGAGGGUUUGGAUCUCAUAACUGUGGCCACUCUGAGGAUGCUGGUGUCGUCUGUGCAGUCCACCUUUCAUCUGAAGUACCUCCCAUAGACAGUGUUCCUUCUUUUGGUUUUCUAUUAGCUGCUUCAUCAGUGAGGCUGGUCAACGGUCAGAACCGCUGCUCUGGCAGAGUGGAGAUCUUCAAUGAUGGACAGUGGGGCACAGUGUGUGAUGAUUUGUGGGACAUGAAUGAUGCCAACGUGGUGUGCAGACAGCUGGGCUGUGGAAACGCUCGUUCAGCACUGCAAAAUGCAGCUUUUGGACAGGGCAGCGGACCCAUCUGGUUGGAUGAUGUAGCAUGUUUUGGAAAUGAAUCAUCAAUAACUGACUGCAGACACAACGGGCUUGGAGUCCACAACUGUGGUCAUAGCGAAGACGCCAGCAUCAUCUGUGAAGUCGAGGGCGAGGUCCGUCUGGUUAAUGGAAACAGCUCCUGCUCUGGCAGGGUGGAGAUCUUCCACAGUGGACAGUGGGGGACAGUGUGUGAUGACAACUGGGGCCUGUCGGAUGCUCAGGUGGUGUGCAGACAGCUGGGCUGUGGCAGGGUCCUCUCAGCACCAACAAACGCACAAUUUGGACAGGGCAACGGACCCAUCUGGUUGGAUGAUGUUGCAUGCAUAGGCAGCGAAUCAAAGCUCUCUGAGUGUCAACACAGAGGGUUUGGAUCUCAUAACUGUGGCCACUCUGAGGAUGCUGGUGUCGUCUGUGCGGGUAAAUAUGAUCAUGUGCAGCUGGUCAACGGUCAGAACCGCUGCUCUGGCAGAGUGGAGGUCUUCAAUGAUGGACAGUGGGGCACAGUGUGUGAUGAUUCUUGGGACCUGAAUGAUGCCAACGUGGUGUGCAGACAGCUGGGCUGUGGAAGCGCUCGUUCAGCACUACAAAGUGCAGCUUUUGGAGAGGGCAGCGGACCCAUCUGGUUGGACGAUGUAGCAUGUUUUGGAAAUGAAUCAUCAAUAACUGACUGCAGACACAACGGGCUUGGAGUCCAUGACUGUGGUCAUUAUGAAGAUGCCAGCAUCAUCUGUGAUGCUGCUUCAUCAGUGAGGCUGGUCAACGGUCAGAGUCGCUGCUCUGGCAGAGUGGAGAUCUUCAAUGAUGGACAGUGGGGCACAGUGUGUGAUGAUUUGUGGGACAUGAAUGAUGCCAACGUGGUGUGCAGACAGCUGGGCUGUGGAAACGCUCGUUCAGCACUGCAAAAUGCAGCUUUUGGAGAGGGCAGCGGACCCAUCUGGUUGGAUGAUGUAGCAUGUUUUGGAAAUGAAUCAUCAAUAACUGACUGCAGACACAACGGGCUUGGAGUCCACAACUGUGGUCAUAGCGAAGACGCCAGCAUCAUCUGUGAAGUCCAACCAGGAAUCAACAGCACUGUUUUUCCAACAACACCAAGGCCGCAGAACUUCACCACCACACAUGUGACCGCUAACAUCACUACCACAACACCAGUGGGCAACAGCACAGCAGUCGAGGGCGAGGUCCGCCUGGUUAAUGGAAACAGCUCCUGCUCUGGCAGGGUGGAGAUCUUCCACAGUGGACAGUGGGGGACAGUGUGUGAUGAUGCCUGGGGCCUGGUGGAUGCUCAGGUGGUGUGCAGACAGCUGGGCUGUGGCAGGGUCUUCUCAGCACCAACAAAUGCACAAUUUGGACAGGGCAACGGACCCAUCUGGUUGGAUGAUGUCACAUGCACAGGCAACGAAUCAAAGCUCUCUGAGUGUCACCACAGAGGGUUUGGAUCUCAUGACUGUGCCCACUCUGAGGAUGCUGGUGUCGUCUGUGAAGCUGCUUCAUCAGUGAGGCUGGUCAACGGUCAGAACCGCUGCUCUGGCAGAGUGGAGAUCUUCAAUGAUGGACAGUGGGGUACAGUGUGUGAUGAUUUGUGGGACCUGAAUGAUGCCAACGUGGUGUGCAGACAGCUGGGUUGUGGAAGCGCUCGUUCAGCACUACAAAAUGCAGCUUUUGGAGAGGGCAGCGGACCCAUCUGGUUGGACAACGUAGACUGUGUUGGAAAUGAAUUGUCAAUAACUGACUGUUUACACAACGGGCUUGGAGUCCACAACUGUGGCCAUAACGAAGAUGCCAGCGUUGUAUGUGAAUUCCAGCAGCCUCCACUCCAGACUUCACAGUUAAUUUGUGGCCGUGAUAAAAUCCAAGUAGGUCUGCAUAUGGGCAGCAUGUCAUCCUCUGGUUUGAACCCCUUCUCCGGCAACCUGGCUUCCAGCAACUGUUCCUGGGUCAGAGUUCGUGAUGAUUUCGUUUGGUAUGAAAUGGAGGCUCGAGCAGGUGCCUGUGGAAAUGUGCUGAGGACCAACAGCACACAUGUCAUCUACUUCAACAGUUUAUUCAUCUACCCUCUGGCUAAUUUGUCCUUCAUGCUUCCUGUGGGUCUUCCCUUCUCCUGUGCUUAUCCCCUGGACACAGACGCCAGCCUGAAUGUAGCUAUCAGGCCAGACCUGUUCACUGGAGGAAUUUCAGGUUCAGGUCCGAAAGCUCGAGCCUCCAUGUCUCUGUUCCGCAACUCCAACUACACUGAGUCUUAUCCACCAGGCCAAGUCUUCCUCCCAGUGGGUUCACCUCUGUAUGUGGGCGUCUCUGUGGAGGACACAGAUCCAGUUUUGGCUGCUGUUCUGGAGGACUGCUACGCCACUCACACACCAAACCCUGAUGAUCCCACACAAUAUCCUCUCAUCCAGAACAAGUGUCCCACUGACCGCCUAAAGGUGUCAAUAGUUGAGAGUGGCUCAUCCCUCCGAGCUCGUUUCUCUGCUCUGCUCUUCCUGCUCCAGGGUCAAUACAGAGACAUUUAUCUUCACUGCAGCCUCAGUCUGUGCAACCAGUGGAACUACAACUGUGUACCAUCGUGCACAAGUAGGACACAUCGCUCUGUUUCCAACUCAGCUUUUAUGAAUCCUGUCACCAUUGGACCAAUUACUUUGGACAAGCCAGCUGAGUGA
Messenger RNA from Pelmatolapia mariae (spotted tilapia), 4206 nucleotides. Its product is annotated as deleted in malignant brain tumors 1 protein-like. Gene Ontology annotation, cellular component: plasma membrane. The transcript has 16 exons. The record is from RefSeq and is a predicted model, not a curated record. Bases 1 to 4206 code for a protein of 1401 amino acids. Gene Ontology annotation, biological process: zymogen activation. Lineage: Eukaryota; Metazoa; Chordata; Actinopteri; Cichliformes; Cichlidae. Gene Ontology annotation, molecular function: serine-type endopeptidase activity; calcium ion binding.